Bursaphelenchus xylophilus (pine wood nematode) is the source of this 445-nucleotide messenger RNA. The record is from the annotation of a GenBank genome assembly. Lineage: Eukaryota; Metazoa; Nematoda; Chromadorea; Rhabditida; Aphelenchoididae.
AUGGGCGAUUCGGAGCCGACUGUCAGGCAAAAGGGCAUCAAGGACGGUAAAUGCACCCAAGUAAGUUUAUUUCGUUUUUGUUGUGUUAUUUUUUAGCUAUUGAAAAAUCGCUGGAAUAUAGAUGGUCGUUAUAUUAUACUUGAUCUAACACCUAAAUUUUGAUCGAACUUUCCAUGUGAGAAGUUCACAUUCCGUCUUUUAAUUUCAAAAGGGCCUAUUCUUCAUGCCAGCUCUGCUCGGCAGAUCUUAUACAUCUGUAUUAGUUAAUAUGAAAGUUUGACCAAUCUUCUUUUAGGUUAUCUCCAUUGCCCUCGAAUCCAAGCUCCAUCGAUUUGAAACGCAUGAAGAAGAUCCGUCUUCACCGUGGUCUCCGUCACGCUGGCUUCAAGGGUUCCCCACCCUCGAUAUAUCGUUUUCUUAUUCUUUGUGUUCUUGUGAGAAUUAG